AUGCCGUCCUUCAAGUCUUGCCUUGCAUCCCUCGCCCUCCUCGCCCUCGCUAUCGCACCGGUGAGCGCGGCGGCCACUCCUGUUGAAGGUCUCGCUGUCCGUAACGUCAACGCCGGCUCGGUCGGCGCGGGAGCAGCGGUCUCUCGCCGCAACGCCGCCAAGCGUGCUCUCGAGCAGCGCGCCACCAAGGCGCAACUCGCCCGCGCCAAGCUCGCAGCGAAGAAGAAGGCUGCCGCCGCCGCGAAGGCAGCUGCCGCCGCCAAGGCCGCCGCCGCGAACGGACGCCAAACUGCCGGCCAGCGCCAGACCGCGGGCUCGUCGCCCGCGGGCUCGUCUUCGUCGACUGCACAGCAAGCCGCUUCUGCUGGUGGUGCGGUGGCCGCAGCCGACGUCGGCGGUUCGACAUCUUCGACGUCCUCGACGUCCUCGACGUCUUCAUCCUCGUCCUCGUCCUCGUCCUCAUCUUCGUCCGACCCUUACUCGCCCUCGUCGGCAUUCAUGAACACGAAGGCUGCCCUUGCCGCCAGCCGGCUUCGUUGCGGUUCUGACGGCGUCUGCGCAUCGAGGGGUCCUGCGGUUCCCGCCAAUGCCGCGGCAAGGUGCAUCUCCGGCAAGUGCACUUUCCGCUGCAACAGCGGGUUCGCGCCAGGCGGUGCCGACGGCACUCAGUGCGUUGCGACCGAGUCGUCGUGCGGUGGCGUCCAGUGCACCGUGCCCGCCAACGGCUACUCGACCUGCUCCGGCGGCGCGUGUGUCGUCGGCUGCAACCAGGGCUAUACUCGGUACUCGGCGAACGCCGACGGGACGGGCGCCAUUGCCUGCUUCGACCUCCAGAACGACGCCAGCAACUGCGGCUCGCAGGGUAACGCGUGCCCGGCUUCUUAUAACGGCAAGGGUACCGCCGUCUGCAAGAACGGAACUUGCCGCGUCGCUUGCGACCCUGGCUACGUUCUCCGCAAGGCCCAGUCGAGCACCAACCCCUACUACUGCUACAACGGCGAGGGGUCGCUUGUCCACAACUGA
Molecule: messenger RNA, 1023 nt
Organism: Rhodotorula toruloides NP11
Lineage: Eukaryota; Fungi; Basidiomycota; Microbotryomycetes; Sporidiobolales; Sporidiobolaceae
Exons: 4
Coding region: 1-1023 (340 amino acids)
Source: RefSeq, a predicted model, not a curated record